AUGGUACAGAUAAGAAGCCUUCAGUGGGCAGAGAAGCUCAAUCUCCAACACCCCUCCCCCAGCUACUGUGCUGAGACCUGCAGUAAGAAUCUGGCUGACUGGGAUCCCAGGGUGAAGGCUGCAACCAUGACAAAGUACCUUGGUACCAACCAUCCGUGGAUGAAUGUCACCCUAACCCCACACUCAUUUGCAAACCUUCGGCGAUCUACAUCAACAUCACCAACAUGGCCUUCUUGGGAAUUAAAGUCUUCCUCAAAUGUUGAUAGGCUCAAGGACCCCAUGAGACAUUUCCCUGAAAAUGCAAGCUUGCUUCAGAUAAUCAGAUCCACUCUGGCUCAUCCUCCCUCUAGAACUAGGUCUCAAACAGAUUUCUCUUCCACCCUUUACCAAGGGAGUGGACAUAGUGCAUCCCUGGAUCCUUCCAAGGAGUUGGCCCAGGCUCUCGCCCAUCCAAGACCUCGAGAUUCGGAUGAAGUAGCCGACGUGUCAGGUUUGCCUCAACACAACAUGUCUGUCCCAUUGUUGUCCACAACACCAUCUGUGACAUUGUCAAGUGCUGUCCUGUCAUCUCAGCUAAUGCCAUUAGGACCACCUUCCAUUCCAAACCAGCACACACCAGGGUCAGACAUUGUCUCAGCUCUUCCAUCCCCAUCACUCUCUUCAUCUGUUCCUGGCUCACCUCAUACUAUCAUAUUUUCUAAACCUACUAAGCUACCAGUCAAAGUGCCUUCAUUCCCCCAGAGAGCUCCCCAUGAUUCUUCCCAUAGAGAAAGUACAGAUAAUCCCUUAGACCCUCUUUCCAGUAAAACAAAUCACCCUCCAUCCAGAAAGGCCCAAGAAUUAACAGACAACCUCAGUCUGGAUUUUUCUGGAUCUACAACAGCACAGUAUUCUAGACUGGUCCCAAGUGAGAGACUGAACCCCGAAAGCCCAUCUACAUCUGUGUUUGUGAAUUCCAUGCCAGACAUACCCCAUCUGUCUUCCUCACCAGUUGCGCCUGGAAGCCUACCUUGGCUUCCAAGUCAAACCCCCACAUUGUUGAAGUUCACAGAUGUGUCUUCUUCAGGCCCAGUCCACACUCAACCAUUCAAAUCAAGAGUGACUAAAAGGGCCCAUGGCAGUGUGUCCUGGCCGGCUUUUGAGAGCUCAUCAGAGAUGUCUGAAGUGGGGUCCAGACUUGUCCAAAGCAUAGAUGGAAGAACUGCUUCAAUGGAAAGGAGACACAGUCCAUCCAUCCAUGCUACAUUAAACAAGCCUGUGCAUUUGUCACCAGCUUCUGAGGAGGUGGGAGCAGGGUCCCAUUCUGUGAAACGUACCCCUUCCUCUUUGGGGCCAGCCACUUUGUCUUUGGUCGCUGUUGGUGGAGCAACUGCUACUCAUGCCACCUCUUCCUCAGCAACAAAAAAUGAACCAGCCUCUCCGACAACAUCUGAUUUCCCAUGGCAGUCGUGGAGCAGGGCAUCUCCUCUACUUAUGGCAGCAAAAAAACCAACUUUUCAAGAAAAGGACAAGGAUGGGACUCCUGCCGACUUGUUCCUCAUGGAGACAGGCCAGUCCUCUGUCCAAUAUUCUACAACUUCAAGUCUUCUCCCAGGAAAAGAAGGCAGCUUGAUGGGUGCUUUUAUGGAAAAUGAAAAAGCCAAUAUGGUGGCAUCUCCUACUCAGGAAGCUACCAGCCAAUCCACUUUAAGUGAGACCAUGUCAGAUUUGACAACCAAUCACAUUCCAGCUGCGAUCAUCACAGAACCACAAGCGAGUCUCACUCUCUCAGAGUUGCCUGUUCCUCCUGUCCCACCAACAGAGCGAUCAUUCAUGGCUUUGGGGUCUUCUCCCAUUGUGGAUGCUGAGUCUGAGAUCAUGGCGGCCCCCACAAAUCCUGCUAGAAUCACCACAUCAGCCCCUAAGCAAGAGGCAGCAUUUCUUUCUUCAGCCCAUACUCUCCAUUCUUCUGUACCAGCAAGAACCCAAGAGUCAACAAGCACAGCUAUUUCCCAGGGUUUUCUUUCAGGAGAAACCGAGUCCCAUUUCUUAGAAUCGGCAAUAACUGUCUUGGCUCACCAAAAAGAUUAUGAUUUAAAUGGACAUGAGAAAAGUCCCACCUCUUCAGUAACCCAUUCUGCCAAAGUCAGUGCUCUCAACAGCCCAAAUUCAGCUGCCAAAGUGACACAUUCUCCAGAUGUCAGAGAUGCUUAUCUGCAUCCUGCCUUUGCUAAGGAGUUCAGCGUUCAGCAUCCAUCCCUUAAUCUAAGCACAGAACAAGCCACACACCAGUCCAGAGUUACUACAAUCGGAAACUCUACAGACCUUUGGCCCACAAACCAUAAAAACAUCACCCGUGACCUUGAAACAUCACUCAGACCACUCCUCGCUACACACGAAGCUUUCGCGACUCUCCGUCAACAUCUUUCACGUCUUCCCUCAAAAUCGCCUCCACCUUUGACAUCUCUUCCACCAGCCUCGUCAGAUUUAACUUCCCCCAUCAGCCUUCAGGAGAUGUUUCCGGGGGAAACAGAGACCAGAACCUCAUUUGCCAGUACUCGCCAUCCAUCGCCUAUGAUAAACACUUCUGUGCCAUUCCAGAGUGGCCAUAAGCCUUGGACGUUUCCUGCUGCUGUUCUUCCCACACUAACCCCUGCCUUAUUCAAGACAGCACCUAAAGUACCACUGACUUCUCCAGUCCCUGAGAAUUGGACUGUUGCAACUGCUCAUGCAAGUAGUUUGGUUCCUGGUUCCCAACGCACAGCAUACUCUUCUUCUGUGUCCCCUGAGGUGGUGCCAACCGUAGCAUCAACAUCAGCCACGCGUUUUAUAGGAAAAUACACUCUGUCCGCAUUGUCUGCAGCCUUAGUGUCCAAGGGGACUGGAAACAAAGUCUCCGUUCCCUCAGCAAUGGUAGCCAAGAGCACCGCGACCCCAGUGCUGGCUAAAAAUGGCACUCCCAUUGGAACACCAGGCUCCCAGGUGGUUGCAGGGACGAUCAAGACAGUCGAGACUCCUACAGUGUCCCCCUUUGCCCCCGUGACCCCGAGAACCACGCAGGCAAAUGUGAUCACAGCUGCUGCAAGGUUGUCAACAACACAUUUCCCUGGUAAAUCUCAAGCCAUGCAAUCAGACUUCCACAAAUCGACCAACUCGGAAACUCCCAAAACCUCUACCACCUUCCCGCUGACGAUCAUGGCGGCUUUGACAUCUAUUACUACAUCAGGAAAGGUGACUAAACUCCCUCCCUUACCUGUGGAAAACACAUCAACUGCUCUCCCGGUGACUUCGACUACUGCAGUCACAACUGGCAAAACCACCUUGAAUCUAGAAUGUCAGAUGUCCAAGAAACUGAUGGUGAAGACAGUGUGGCUGCUCAGGGGGAAACGGUCCACAGCCCUGGAGCUCUCUAAUCGCCGGGCCAGUUCUGCUGAAAAGGCCGAGGAGGGGUUGGCACGCCUGCUGGCCUCUCCUGUCCGACUCUCUCAGUCCCCGAAGCUCCUUGCCAAGGGUUCACUCUGGAUGGAAGUUCUGCACAUCAUUGAUCUCUAUAAUUGCCGACUGUCUACCAGGCUUGCUUCCCUAGGAGACCGGUUCCCUUUAAUGGUUUACAUCUGGCAGGCAGAGAAGGAUUAUUAUUAUCGUGCUUCAGUUUUAAAAGAACACAUGAAUCUGGUGGAAAUUCUGGAACAUUCCCAUAAUGUGACAGUGGGUUAUUAUGUUACGAAGGGGAAACUGGUUUAUAUCCCUGCUGUGGUUGUUGAGACCCUGCUUGCUUAUGGCAUUAGCAAUGUCACUGCUGACCUGAAGCAGCAUCUAGCAAACCUUCAAUCGGUGGCAGUGCUGGCCUCGCCGUGGAACCCCCAGCCAGCCUACGCCUUCCAGCUAAAGACAGUGCUGCAGUUUGUGGGCCAGUCUGACAACAUCCAGUCCUGCAAGUUUGCUCAGACCAUGGAGCAGAGGCUGCAGAAAGCAUUUCAGGAUGCAGAGAAAAAAGUUCUAAGUACCACUAGCAACCUGACUGUCGAGAUUCUGAACACGUCCAACGCCUCCCAGGCGGUUACCUUGACUUACGCCGUCCGGAACCAGAGCUCGCUCCUCAACGGCACCGUGUCCAGCAGCCUCCUGAGCCAGCUGUCGGCCGAGCUGGUUGGCUUCUACCUCACUUACCCUCCCCUGACCAUCGCCGAGUCCUUGGAAUACCCCAACCUCGAUGUCUCAGAAACAACUAGAGAUUAUUGGGUGAUUACAGCGGUCGUUAAAAACCCUCCCAACAACCUGUGGAUCAUCGCCGCUGUCCUGGCCCCCAUUGCGGUGGUCACCGUCAUCAUCAUCAUCAUCACGGCCGUGCUCUGCAGGAAGAACAAGAAUGACUUCAAGCCAGACACCAUGAUGAACCUGCCUCAGAGGGCAAAACCAGUUCAAGGCUUUGACUAUGCCAAACAACAUUUGGGUCAACAAGGAGCCGAUGAGGAGGUCAUCCCGGUGACUCAGGAAACAGUUGUCCUCCCUCUCCCUGUCCGAGAUGCUCCUGGCUCCCAGGAAAGAGAGACUGCUCAAGAGGGAAGCACCAUUAAGACAGCCCAGUCCACGGAAACGAGGAAGAGCAGGUCGCCCAGUGAGAACGGCUCCGUCCUCAGCAACGAAUCAGGGAAGCCCAGCCCCGGGAGGCCCUCACCCCAGAACGUGACAGCAGUGGCCACGGCUCAGCAGCAGAAGAAAGAGGAGGGAAGGAAGAGAAACGGUGAGAGGGGAGCCGGGGGCCAGGACUGUGAGUCACCCCUGGCUAGACACACACGAGCAUCCCUCCUGUGCCUGUUCUGCUCCAGGAGCGCCCGAUACCAUCCUGAGCUUUCUAAAGGGGUUUUGCAACAGAUGAAGAACUCUGUGUACCGAAGCCGGCAGUCUUUAAACAGCCCCAGUCCAGGGGAAACUGAGAUGGACCUCUUAGUGACACGCGAGAGACCCCGACGAGGAAUCCGUAACAGCGGCUAUGACACUGAACCUGAAAUCAUCGAAGAAACCAACAUUGACCGCGUGAAUGAGACUCGAGGCUACCCAAGGUCCCGCCAGGUGAAGGGUCAUUCGGAGACAUCCACCCUCAGUUCUCAGCCGUCCAUCGAUGAAGUCCGGCAGCAGAUGCACAUGCUGCUGGAGGAAGCGUUCAGCUUGGCCUCUGCUGGCCACGGUGGACAGAGCAGGCAACAAGACACUUACGGCUCAGCCCAACACUUCCCCUACUCCGAAGUAGUAACGAGCGCCCCUGGGACCAUGACCCGAUCAAGGGCUGGAAUGCAAUGGGUGCCUACCUACCGACCAGAAAUGUACCAGUACAGCUUGCCGAGGCCGGCCUACAGGUUCUCUCAGCUUCCUGAGAUGGUCAUGGGGUCUCCUCCACCUCCUGUUCCUCCUCGGACUGGUCCUGUGGCUGUUGCUUCUCUCAGGCGGUCCACUUCUGACAUUGGCAGCAAGACGAGAAUGUCCGAGUCCAGCGGCCCUGAGCAGGCCCAACUGCAUGAUGGCACCCCCUUUGCCCAGGUCUCCAGAGGUCCAGUCUCUGUCACGCCGUUGGACCAGUCUCCUUUAAAUUACUCAGGAAGCACGGUUCCAGCUGUGUUUGCCAUUCCAGCUGCAAAUAGACCUGGAUUCACGGGCUACUUCAUCCCCACACCGCCGUCAUCCUACCGGAACCAGGCUUGGAUGUCGUACGCAGGAGAGAAUGAGCUACCGGGGCAGUGGGCAGAUUCGGUUCCCCUCCCAGGUUACAUCGAGGCAUAUCCCCGAUCCCGCUACCAACAGACAUCCCCCUCGAGACUCCCCCGACAGUAUAGCCAGCCCACCAACUUGCACCCAAGUCUGGAGCAGGCCCCCAUGGCCUCCACCGCAGCAUCUCAGCAGAGCCUGGCCGAGAACGACACUUCCGACGCUCCGCUGACCAACAUUUCCACAGCAGCCCUGGUGAAGGCUAUCCGGGAAGAGGUCGCCAAACUGGCCAAAAAACAAACGGACAUGUUUGAGUUCCAGGUCUAA
This is a messenger RNA of Gracilinanus agilis (Agile Gracile Mouse Opossum), 6009 nucleotides long. Its product is annotated as KIAA1549 like. Bases 1 to 6009 code for a protein of 2002 amino acids. The record is from RefSeq and is a predicted model, not a curated record. The transcript has 18 exons. NCBI's taxonomy places the organism in Eukaryota, Metazoa, Chordata, Mammalia, Didelphimorphia, Didelphidae.